Messenger RNA from Symbiodinium sp. CCMP2592, 801 nucleotides. The record is from the annotation of a GenBank genome assembly. Lineage: Eukaryota; Dinophyceae; Suessiales; Symbiodiniaceae.
AUGGCAGUUGGCAAGAACAAGCGCCUCACCAAAGGGGGGAAGAAAGGUGGUAAGAAGAAAGCAGGUGAUCCCUUCUUGAGGAAGGAAUGGUAUGACAUCAAGGCCCCGAGCAUGUUCACCGUGCGGAACUGUGGCAAGACGUUGGUGUCCAGGACACAGGGUACGAAGAUCGCCACAGAAGAGCUGAAGGGCCGUGUGCUGGAGGUGAACUUGGCGGAUUUGAACAACGACGAGGACCAGGCUUCCAAGAAGGUCCGUCUCUGCAUCGAAGAGGUCCAAGGCCGAAGCUGCCUCACGGACUUCCAUGGCAUGACACUCACGCGCGACAAGAUCUGCAGCUUGAUCAAGAAGUGGCAGACGCUCAUCGAGGCACAGGUAGAUGUCAAGACGACGGACAACUACGUCGUCCGCAUGUUCUGCAUCGCCUUCACGAAGCGCCGACCAGAACAGGUCAAGUCCAACUGCUACGCGCAGUCUGCACAGAUUCGCAAGAUUCGUCGCAAGAUGGUCGAGAUCAUGACGCAAGAGGCGAGCAAAGUCCAGCUGCGAGAGCUGGUCAAGAAGCUCAUUCCCGAGUCCAUUGGCAAAGAGAUUGAGAAGCAGACGCAGGGAAUCUUCCCCUUGAAGGAUUGCUUGAUCCGAAAAGUGAAGAUCAUGAAGAAGCCAAAGUUCGACAUCACCAAGCUAAUGGAGCUUCACGGAGAUGGUGGCGAUGACGUCGGUGUUGAGAUGAUGCGCCCCGAAGCGGAGGAUGCCAUAAACACCUUGUCAGCCGAUGUUGCCGCUGCCGAUGAGGACUGA